This is a messenger RNA of Bathycoccus prasinos, 684 nucleotides long. RefSeq lists its product with no specific name. The record is from RefSeq and is a predicted model, not a curated record. The transcript has a single exon. NCBI's taxonomy places the organism in Eukaryota, Viridiplantae, Chlorophyta, Mamiellophyceae, Mamiellales, Bathycoccaceae. The coding region runs from base 1 to 684 and encodes 227 amino acids.
AUGCGCUCGUUAGUAUUAACGAUAGAAGAGGGAAGAGCUCUUGUUGUUGGAGGAGGAGGAGGAAAAGGAGGAGGAAUUUUUAGUCGCGAUGGUAGUAGGACGCGCAACAAAACGCAUCAUCGUCGUCGCAGAGUACAUGCUGUUACUCAUGAUGUUGUCGGAAAAGGAACGACUCCUUUGAGGAGUAGUAACGAUGAUGAUGAGUAUUAUUGGACGAAACGGCGGAAAAGCAGCGUUUUUGGAAUGAUGAAUACUCGUCGUCGCGAGAACAGAAUGACACCAAACAAAUCGGCGGUUGGUGUGCAACAGUGGGACGUGAUAUGCGUUCGAGACGACGACGAUGACGAGAGCGUUUCGGGAAAAUAUCAAUUCGCGACGGUCGAAACGAGGGGCAAAGACGGGCGGAUAGAGUGCGUCGUUUUAGAAAAAGAAGUGCGGGACGAUUUAGACGAGAUAGAGGAGGAGAGUAGUAGUAACAUUAUUUUUGUGGAGACGCAGGAAACGAGAGUUAUACGCGAAGAAGACGUCGUGUGCGUGUGUUCAGAUUUCAUUUUGUUCGAACAAAGAAUGGAUCAAGAUCGAAUAUCGAAUCCGCACGGCGAACACUCGACGAACAUAUGGGUGGCGAAGAAAAAAGACGUCGAAGACGAGAGAGGACAGUUGUCGAAGUUGUUGUUGAAAUGA